Messenger RNA from Cygnus olor (mute swan), 541 nucleotides. Its product is annotated as claw keratin-like. Gene Ontology annotation, cellular component: intermediate filament. The transcript is spliced from 2 exons. Lineage: Eukaryota; Metazoa; Chordata; Aves; Anseriformes; Anatidae. The record is from RefSeq and is a predicted model, not a curated record. Gene Ontology annotation, molecular function: structural constituent of cytoskeleton. The coding region runs from base 125 to 448 and encodes 107 amino acids.
GCCCUGGUACAGUGUGGGGGGAAGGAGCCGUUCUGCCUGCUCCGGAGGGAAACAAAGCCCGGCUGCAACUGAGUUUCAAGCAAGCUGGGCUGUUAAAAAGGUGAGCAGAUUAACCAUCCCCCAAAUGACGCACUCCCUAAGCCCGUGCACCGAUGGCAGCCCCUCGCUGUGUGGGGUGGCUGUGCCACAGCCCAUUGCCGACAGCUGCAACGAGCCCUGUGUUGUGCAGUGUCCUGACUCAAGGGUGGUCAUCUACCCUCCACCUGUGGUUGUGACCUUCCCUGGACCCAUCCUCAGCACCUUCCCACAGCAAAGCGUCGUGGGAUCUGCAGGAGCCCCUGAAGUUGGAAGUGGCUUCAGCGGUGCCCCUGCUCCUGGGGGCUCGCAUGUGUAUGGCGGUGCCCGGUGGGCACGGGGUUACCCGGUUGGAAGCUGCAGACCAUGCUAAACCUAGUCAGAGGAGCUGCUGGAAGUGGAACGUCCAGGCGAGGAUGAGCAGGACGUAGAUAUCUGGCUGAGCUCCAGGGCUGAGCAUUGGAUG